UAGUGGCUGGGUCAAAACUGUAUAAAAAGGCAACGGCUACAAUACCGUUUAUCUCACACACUCUUCCUUUCUUCUAUAUCGUCACUGGUUUAUCGGACCAAAAUGUUCGGUCCCUCACUCACUGUUGUGGUGUGGUGAUAACACAUAACAUACCACAUACAUCGAUAUCGGAAAAGGCCACAAUCCCAUUAUUCUUCUCAAUUCUUCCGCAAUUCAUCACCCUCUCUGCGACCAUCCUUUCCUUUUAAGCUCUUCAUUCUCUCACUUUUUCCUUUGGUUCUUUCCUCUUGGUAAGAGUCCCCUCUCGCUUGCUUCUCUUCCACCAUUUAUUCGAGAGUUAUUGUUUUUGUUUUUGUUAUUACCGUUCCUCUUCAUUUCCAUCAUCCAUUCCCACAGUACAAUCAAAAUUCCCUUCUGGGCAUCUCAAAAACAGGUUUGUUUAUUUGGGUUGUAUCAUAAAAAAAAUUCGGAGUAAAGCAGAAAACUAACAAGCAAAUUGGGAACCCGGGACAAGGAAAAAAAAGGUAAAAAAGUGAUUGACUUUGAAAGAUGUCAAUUGCUGAGUUUGCUUUGAGUUCAGUUUUCGAAGAGAAGGGGCAAUGGGAAGGGCAGCCGGGACAUUGUUAUGGUGAGCCAAUCUUGAUUUACCUCACUGUGGAUGGCGCUGUAACCCCAAUGCGCGUGUUGGAGUCUGAUUCCAUUGCUUCGGUGAAACUGAGAAUUCAACAGUGGAAAGGCUUCGUGGUGAAAAAGCAGAAGUUGGUUUUCGGUGGCAGAGAGCUAGCUCGGAGUGGCACUCUUAUCAAGGAGUAUGGUGUCGCUGACGGUAAUGUUCUUCACAUGGUUCUUCGCCUCUCUGAUCUUCUUUUCAUUGUUGUGAGAACCGUUUCUGGGAAGGAGUUUGAGUUCCACAUCGACAGACACCGAAAUGUGGGUUAUCUGAAACAACGCAUUAAAAAAAAAGGGGAAGGUUUCAUUGAUCUUGAGGAUGAUCAAGAGCUUUUCUGCAAUGGUGAGAAGCUUGAUGAUCAGAGAGUCUUCCAUGACAUAUGCAAGAGUGACGACGAUGUGAUUCAUUUGAUAAUUAAGAAAUCGGCCAAGAUUAGGACCACUCCGAUUCAGAAGGAUUUGAAGCUCUCCGUGAAGGCACCAGGUGAAAUAGUGAAACAUAAUAGGGACAAACAUGUUCACAUAGCAAAUGUGCCACCUGACGUAUGUUUCUGGUUGGAACCAAUUAUUCUGAAUCCCAAGAUCAAUUUUUUUCCUUUCCUCUGGGAUAUGAUAAACUCCACAUUUGAAGGUUUGAAGAGAGGAAACGAUCCUAUUAGGUCCUCUGAGGGCACUGGAGGGACUUACUUCAUGCAAGAUUCAACAGGUCAGGAGUAUGUUUCUGUUUUUAAACCAAUGGAUGAGGAACCGAUGGCUGUGAACAACCCAAGAGGUCUUCCAAGUUCAACCAAUGGCGAAGGUUUGAAAAUAGGGACAAAGGUUGGUGAAGGAGCCUUGAGGGAAGUUGCAGCAUACUUGUUGGAUCAUCCAAAGAGUGGGCCACGUUUGUUAUCAGGUGAAGAAGUAGGCUUUUCUGGUGUUCCCCCUACUGUUAUGGUGCAGUGCCUACACAAAAAGUUUAACCACCCAAAUGGGUUUUCUUGCUCCUCAAAAGAUGUUAAGAUCGGAUCACUGCAGAAGUUCACUAGUAAUGAUGGUAACUGUGAGGACUUCGGACCCUGGGCUUUCCCAGUGGAGGAAGUGCAUAAGAUUACUGUGCUUGAUAUAAGAUUGGCCAAUGCAGACAGGCAUGGUGGGAAUAUAUUGAUCAGAAAGGAAGCAGGUGGCAAGAUAAAGCUCAUUCCUAUUGAUCAUGGCUAUUGUCUACCAGAUAAAUUUGAAGAUUGCACAUUUGAUUGGCUUUACUGGCCGCAAGCUCGUCAGCCUUACUCUCCUGAGACAAUUGAAUAUAUAAAUUCUCUGGAUGCUGAAAAAGACUUGGAACUUUUAAAAUGUUAUGGCUGGGAUAUGCCUCUUCAGUGUGCUAGAACACUUCGCAUUUCCACAAUGUUGCUGAAGAAAGGUGUUGAGAGAGGCCUUACUCCCUACGAAAUAGGAAGCAUAAUGUGUCGGGAAAAUUUGAACAAGGAAUCUGUGAUUGAACAGAUUAUUGGGGAAGCCCAAGAUUCCUUGCAUCCAGGCAUGGAGGAACAAGAAUUUCUUGAAGCCAUCUCGCAAAGCAUGGAUUCCCACCUUGAGAAGCUUGCAAAGUAGACUCUCUUUUUCUGGGUUAUAGGUGUAUUCAGUGUAUGAGUCCAUUUUGUGAUGGACUGCAGGUUGCAUAAACUGUGAUAUGGUUUGAUGUGUUCUAGACAUAGGCCUCAUCAUCAUGUUCUUGUCUAUUUUUGGAUGAUUCUUUGAACUUUUUUUCAGGAUUGUAAUGUCGUGCUGAACAUAAAGCAAGGGUCUAAAUAAGAUGUAUUAUACUAAGGGUUCAUAUAUCAAUAGUAGAACUGUACGAGCUGUGACAAAGAACUGAAUCUGUCACAUGUACAUAAUAAAUGUUACACGUUAGGUGUCACCCCCUGAAAAUGUAAAAUCUUAGUAGGACUUGUCUCUAUAUGAUAAGGGAACAAACAAAAACAUGCAAGUAUUGGAAUGAUUGUAUAAUUUAAAUCUUAAACAUAAA
Molecule: messenger RNA, 2677 nt
Organism: Vigna radiata var. radiata (mung bean)
Lineage: Eukaryota; Viridiplantae; Streptophyta; Magnoliopsida; Fabales; Fabaceae
Product: phosphatidylinositol 4-kinase gamma 4
Exons: 2
Coding region: 550-2262 (570 amino acids)
Molecular function (GO): protein binding
Source: RefSeq, a predicted model, not a curated record